This is a messenger RNA of Sphaeroforma arctica JP610, 2613 nucleotides long. RefSeq lists its product as hypothetical. The record is from RefSeq and is a predicted model, not a curated record. Bases 1 to 2556 code for a protein of 851 amino acids. Gene Ontology annotation, molecular function: protein binding. Lineage: Eukaryota; Ichthyosporea; Ichthyophonida. The transcript has 12 exons.
AUGCGACUAUGUAGGGCUAGUACGGACUCGCUGGGCGAGGGUAUUAAGGGCCAAGAGCGAUCGCCUUUACGAACAUCUGAAUCUACAGUUUUUCAAGCUUCACAAAGGUCUACUACUAGUGACUUCGAUCAUAAACCGAAUGUUUGUGAUCCGAGCGAUGCCACACGACAAUCUGGUAUAUAUAAUGAUUGCAACGUCGAACCAGGUGGCGACUAUUCAGCCAAAACUAUUGAACGAAAUUUGACCGACGAUGUGAAUACUGUUCCCCGAAGCAAAGAUGUUGAGCGGUUACGCAUGGAUGGUAGAGAAGAAGGCGCGGGUUCCCCAACAUCACUGUCUGGCUUUCGCACGGCCGAUUUGUUAGCACAAAUCAGGAAUCGAGAGGGUGAUUUGUCGAUCCAUGAUGUAGAAAGACAGGAGGGAGAAGGGGCAUCGCCUUUGAAGCGGAAUGAAGCUGGAUCUAUUGUGGUGCUAACUGAAAAUGCAGACAGUGCUCCCUCGAAUACGUCCGAAAGUGGGGUAGAGACCAGGUUGGAACCCACCGAUGAGGAGGUCCUGAUGCAGACGCAGGUCAAAAAUCUGGAUACGAACGAGACGACAACGCUAGCAGAUGCUCAACAGAGCGAUCCCAUCAGUGCCACCUUGAUGGAAAGAAGAGGGCCGGACUGCGACGAAAAGUCAAUCGAUACAAUAUCAACAGCAACCGCUAAUAGCUCUCAGGGCCCACAUCGAAGAAACAGAAGUAAAACAACGCAUAUUCUGCAUAAGUUUGGAUUUGGCUCCAGCAAGAAUAGUCACAGCAAACAAACACCAGGGUCUCCAGUCGUGUCGCUGCACGACGAAUCGCUUAUAAAACAGAGUGUCAAAGGCAAAGCACACUUCUCCAAUCUCAGAAAAGUACAAUCACUCACGCCAAUGGGAGGGCCUAUUUGGACCAUGAAAUUCAGUGUCGAUGGCAAGCUACUGGCUGCAGCUGGACAGGACAGGAUCGUGAGAGUGUGGGUUGUAAAAGGACAGGAGGGUUUCUUUGACGACAUGAAAAACAAGUACAACAACUCAUCACGGAGCCGAAGUGGUUCGGCAUCUCAAGUGCCCACAGCGCAACCAGCUAGUAAGCCAGACGCAUCUAACGUUUCAAACUCACAUAGAACUUCGAAUGGUAACGAAACAAUAGAGGAAGAAGUAAGCACGCCUGGCAGCCACCCUGCGAGCAGUGCUCCCCCACCUAGACCGCCCGCGUGUGGGUCGCCCACGACAAUAAAACGAAUGGUAGAAAAGUCUAGAUCAGGCGGCAGCGAUAAUAUCGUAAACAAAAAUGCGAGUGCGUCCCCAAAACUUCACACGUCGGCGGAGGAAAAGAGCCAAAUAGAAGCUGUUAUUAAUGAUGACAAAGAUCAAAAACUAGCAAUUGACAGCAGCACAAUUGAAGGAAGGUCGAGUACGUGUUCACGCUCGAUUAAUCGUAAAACUUCGAACCCGGACACGCGCCCGCGUACACCACCACUAGCACACGCUCCUUACAAACCUCACCAGCACACGCAGAAAAAUCCUCAAUUAGACAAGCUUCCACAGACGCAGUCAGACGCACAUAGUAGGGCUGACGAUAGGAAUAGUAUAGGCGGGCCAAGUAGACCUGAACCGCCUAAAAGGCCUCCUCCUCCCAGUGCGACCAAGCGCCAGACCACGGACAGUAAAAAUAUCACUUUAAAUGUUCCGUCGAGUACUGAGAAUUUGGCGGCUGAUUUACUACCUGACACACAGCUGAAGCCAUUCUUUAAUGAUGAACCAUAUCAGCUUUUCAGAGGUCACAAUGCAGAUGUUCUGGAUAUCUCAUGGUCAAAGGAUGACCGUUACUUCCUGAGCGCGUCGUUAGACUGUCGUGUUCGCCUGUGGAGUAUAACGCAGAAAAAGGUUGCUCUUUGGAAUUUGGUAGAUAAUUCGGCAGGAAACAGCAUGAUCACAUCUGCAAGUUUUGUAGCCAACGGACGUAUGGUUGCUGUAGGGACGUACGAUGGACGAUGCUUGUUCUACGAUAGCGAAAAACUUAAGUACCAUACGCAGAUCCUUGUGAAACGGAAGGGCAAGAAGAGAGGGAAGAAGAUCAGUGGCAUUGCGAGCGUUGGCGACGGUGAUAGAAUCUUAGUGACAUCAAACGAUUCGCGGAUCCGCAUGUAUGACUUAUCAGAUUUCUCCCUUAAGCGCAAAUUUCGAGGGGGCAGUAUGAAUUCGGGUCAAUUACGUGCUAGCGUGAGCGGGGAUACCAAUUUUGUGAUUUCCGGUUCAGAAACCAACAACAUAUACAUGUGGAAGACGAAUGAAAAUGAUGGGAACAAAACACGAUACAACAACGAUGCGUGCGAAGCAUACGCGUCACACCGUUCGACUGUGACAGUGGCGCUGUUUGCACCAUACAGCACCUUCCCAAAUCUCAAAGAAGAAGACAAUAGCACGGCUGAUGGCGAGGUUAUUGUAUCUGCUGAUUAUUCGGGGUGUAUCAAUAUCCAGGCUGUCUUACCGCUGCAAAUGAUCGAAAAACAUGAGUUGUCUACUGUGUAGUACAAUAUUACAAUGGAUUCUCAUCAAUAGAAUGAACCAAUAAAUGGUUUAUUCCAC